UUUUAUCUCUUCGUCGGAUCCCACCGCGUUCUCAGUUUCGGCGAUAAAAGGGCGACGUUUCUGGGUUCCGCUUUCUUCUUCAAGCUAGGGUUAGGUUGCCUUUCCCCUUUUCUUCUUCUUCGAGGGUUUCGAUCGGGCUCGAAGGGACAGGAUGCCGCAGCGGCACUCGAAGAACAACAACGACCUAGCGUUCUUCACGUACGACGAGAAGCGGAAGCUCGGGUACGGGACGCAGCGGGAGCGGCUCGGCAAGGACUCAAUCAAGCCCUUUGACGCCUGCUGCCUCUGCCUCAAGCCCUUCAUCGACCCCCUCUGCUGCCAAAAGGGUCACGUCUUCUGCAAGGAGUGCAUCUUCGAGUGCCUCCUCGCCCAGAAGAAGGACAUCAAGAGGAAGCUGGCUGCCCAUACUGCUCAGCAGAAGCAAGAGAAAGAUGAGGAGGAAGAGAAGCUGAUGUUGCAGAAAGCUCGAGAGCUUGAUGCUUUUGAUCAACAAAAUCAUGGAGCUGUACCCCAGUACAGCGACAGGAGUCAUGCACGUGACAAAAAUGGCUUCCAUGGGGCUAACAGUGUGAAGGUAACUUCCUAUGAAGAGGAAGCCCUUCGAAACAUGAAAGCCUUUUGGCUUCCCUCUGCCACCCCUGAAGCACCUGCCAAGUCAGAAGCUCCAUCCACCGACACGAUCUGUCCAGAAGGUAAGGAGAAGUUGAGGUUAAAAACUCUCUUCCCCAUCUACCUUACAGAAUAUAACAAUGAACAUAAGAAACCCCAGUCUCUGGAAAGCAGUUAUAUAUGCCCAAGCUGCAAGGUUACAUUCACCAACACACUCUCUCUUGUGGCAAUCAGCACAUGCGGUCAUGUAUUCUGCAAGAAAUGCUCUGAUAAAUUUUUAGCUGUGGAUAAGGUAUGUUUAGCGUGCAACAGAGAGUGCAAGGAGAGGAACUUAAUUUGCUUGGAGAAAGGAGGGACUGGGUUCGCUGGACAUGGGGAUCGUUUGGAAGCAACAGAUUUUAAACAUGUGGGUAGUGGCAGUGGGUUGGGGCUGGUGAGACCAGCUGCGAGGACUUGAAUCCAAGAAACUGAAAUCAUGGAUUAGAGAGGUUUUUGUUCUGUUAGUUUUACUUAAUUGGAAUGUGAUUUGUACAAUAGUUGCGAGUGGACGAAUAUAAAACCACUAUAUUUGGUUUAUGGCCCCUCCUGCAAAUUCUAUGUUUGAACACUGUACUGGGUCUUCUUCUGAAUUCUGAAGCCCGUCUUCAAAUGCAAUGUUUGAACACUUUGUUGGGUGUUUUGUGCCCUGUUAAGCCCAUCAUCUGCAAAUUUAGUGCUUACAUUUGUUGGAU
Molecule: messenger RNA, 1340 nt
Organism: Phoenix dactylifera (date palm)
Lineage: Eukaryota; Viridiplantae; Streptophyta; Magnoliopsida; Arecales; Arecaceae
Product: phosphoinositide binding protein
Cellular component (GO): nucleus
Molecular function (GO): ubiquitin protein ligase activity
Source: RefSeq, a predicted model, not a curated record